AACUAUCAUAGACGUGAUCUAAUACAUUUAAUACAUAAGUCCUAUUCAUUAUCCUAUCAUUCUCUGAAUAUGACUAUUAAAACAAUCUUAUCAAAAUAUCCUUUAACCUUAAUCAUCAUUAUUAUUUAUCGUUUAUUAAUUCUAAGUUCAUUAAUCAUUAUUACUGUGAUCGGUUAUCAAUAUUUUUAUCCAAAUGAGAAUGUUGAUUUUGUGAAAUUGGUUAGUUUAUUUAAAUCACUUACUGUAAUUACAUUGGGUUUAUCAAUUGUAUACUUUCUUACAGCUACAUUAUUUCAAUGGUUAAAAUGGGAUAAAAUACAUAGUUAUUUCUAUGUACUUGUAUUAACUUAUAGUUGGGUAGCUUUAUGGAUGUAUUUAUUGGUUAUGGUAUUACAUCCGGGCAUUUUAACUUGUAAUCCGGAAUUGAAGAAAUUACCAUUAUGGUUCAAUUAUAUGUGUAAUUUAGUUGUACCAGUGGCAAUUAUGAUUGACGCCUUCCUAUGGAAACCGAAACCAGUUAGAUUUCUGGUUUCAAUUUUCAUAUGCGGUCUACUGGUGUUCGUUUACAAUAUCUUUGUAGAAGUUCAAAUCAAUAAAUUACAAUACAGUAUGUAUCCAGCUCUAGAUAAUAUGCAUAUUAGUUGUCGUCUUCUAGUUUAUUAUGUUGCUUGGAUAUGUGUAUUCAUUCUGACUUUUCUAUCAUAUAUGUUUAUUCGUUUGCUCAAUCGUGGUAACAAUAUACAAACUAUAGUAGAAUUGUAUAGAAGAAAUAAACCAAAAUUCUAAAUUCUUUCAAUCUUAUCAUCAAUAGAUUACAAUAGUUUUUACAUUGAAGUGUUCAACAAUAUGGAUCUGAUUGAAAUAGAAUAAGACUAUUUAUUUUAACAAUUUGUUCAUGUGUUGUACUAUAUAUAUAUAUCUCUCUCUUCUCAAGUUGACUUGAUGUAAACACAUCAAUAUGAUUUGAUUGUUAUUCACUUUCACUACAAACUUUUCUUACAAUAUAUCUGUGUGAAUACAGUCUAUAACUACUCAAAUAUAAUGUCCUAUUCAUGUAA
Messenger RNA from Schistosoma haematobium, 1058 nucleotides. RefSeq lists its product as uncharacterized. The coding region runs from base 70 to 786 and encodes 238 amino acids. The record is from RefSeq and is a predicted model, not a curated record. The transcript has 5 exons. NCBI's taxonomy places the organism in Eukaryota, Metazoa, Platyhelminthes, Trematoda, Strigeidida, Schistosomatidae.